AUGCGUCCACCGUCCCCAUUUUCAAUCCAACCCUUAGCCACCAUCUACCCAGUCGCAUCAGAUGCGUCAAGCCAACCGCCGCAUUCACCCAUCGUCAUAUCAUCAUCUGGGUCGCCUCAUACCCCAACAGACACCCCUCCAUUUACUCCACCUAGACCCCCCUCUGACAGUCCUGCGUCAGAGCGUAACCUUGAAGAGUUGGUGGAAUUGGCUCGACUGAAUGAGCAGGAAGUAUUUGAAGCCAUUUUGGCAAGCCUCAAUCAAGGCCAAGAGGAAGAGCAAGUGAUACAUUCCGACCCACCUAACGCAUCACUUGAAUUGGACGAAGCAGAGCGGUAUGCUAUGAUGCUCGAAGCAGAAUUAGAAGAAGAAGAAAGAAGAUUUGGCCCUAACGCAUCUCAAUCACGCCAAACCGACGCGAAUGAAGGGCCCUCAAAAGAAAAGAGAGUGACAAGGAAAAGAAAAUUAAUAUUGGAGGAAGAAGAUGAGCAAUCAACAUCCAGCCCUGAGGAUGCAAUGCGUGGGACUUGCUCUAGACAUGACACAUUAGAGAAGGACUUGGAAGAGUAUUAG
Messenger RNA from Benincasa hispida (wax gourd), 573 nucleotides. The record is from RefSeq and is a predicted model, not a curated record. Lineage: Eukaryota; Viridiplantae; Streptophyta; Magnoliopsida; Cucurbitales; Cucurbitaceae.